This is a messenger RNA of Phaeoacremonium minimum UCRPA7, 648 nucleotides long. RefSeq names its product putative protein transport protein sec22 protein. Gene Ontology annotation, cellular component: ER to Golgi transport vesicle membrane; Golgi membrane; SNARE complex. Gene Ontology annotation, molecular function: SNAP receptor activity. Gene Ontology annotation, biological process: vesicle fusion with Golgi apparatus; endoplasmic reticulum to Golgi vesicle-mediated transport; retrograde vesicle-mediated transport, Golgi to endoplasmic reticulum. The transcript is spliced from 2 exons. The record is from RefSeq and is a predicted model, not a curated record. The coding region runs from base 1 to 648 and encodes 215 amino acids. Lineage: Eukaryota; Fungi; Ascomycota; Sordariomycetes; Togniniales; Togniniaceae.
AUGAUUCGCUCAACGCAAAUAGCAAGGCUUGAUGGCCUUAUGCUCUGUGCUUCCGUCGACGACGAGCAGACCGAGUCGUCGCUAUCAGAGAUCAAGUCGCAAAUCAAGCUGAUUCUGCGCCGACUGAACCGCAACUCAGAGCCGCAGGCGUCGAUCGAGAGCGGCGGCUACACGAUCCACUACCUCAUCUCCUCGGACAUCGUCUACGUGUGCAUUACCGACAAGUCGUACCCGCGCAAGCUGGCCUUCACCUACCUGCAAGACCUAGCCACCGAGUUCAGCACCACCUAUCCUAUGGGCCAGCUGCUGAGCACGACGCUGCGCCCCUACGCCUUCAUGGAAUUCGACACCUUCAUCAGCCGCACCAAGGCGACCUACAGCGACACCCGCGCGACGCAGAACCUCGACAAGCUCAAUGACGAGCUGCGCGACGUCACAAAGGUCAUGACCAAGAACAUUGAGGACCUUCUAUACCGAGGAGACAGCCUGGACCGCAUGGGCGAGAUCAGCAGUCGGCUGAGGGACGACAGCAAGAAGUACAGGCGCGCGGCGGUCAAGAUCAACUGGGAUCUGAUGCUCAAGCAGUACGGCCCCUUUGCCGCGCUGGGGCUCAUCAUUCUCAUCUUCCUGUGGUGGCGGUUUUUCUGA